Gambusia affinis (western mosquitofish) is the source of this 2483-nucleotide messenger RNA. Its product is annotated as E3 ubiquitin-protein ligase RNF182. Bases 409 to 1407 code for a protein of 332 amino acids. Lineage: Eukaryota; Metazoa; Chordata; Actinopteri; Cyprinodontiformes; Poeciliidae. The transcript is spliced from 7 exons. The record is from RefSeq and is a predicted model, not a curated record.
GCGCCGCAGUGAGUCGGAGGGAUGGUGAGUCACCGCGAGCUGCUCCGACACGGAGCACGGAACGGUACCAGCCGCGACCGACAACAGAACCAGAACUACUAGACAAACCGAACCGCUGGCACCGACACCGGGACCCGCCGGCGGUCUGCUGUCCGGCUGACCGCGGCCGAGAUCCGCAGUGACGUCACAUAUAGCGGUGUGUCGCGGGGACAUUAAUCAGGACACACUGUUGCUGAGCGCGAGGCCACAACUGCAGCCAGCGGAACCGGUUCUGUCAGACCCAAAACCGCUGGUUUCCCUUCAACCUGCAGGAUCACAGGAACUGUUGAUGCUGAAGGCCAACAUGUUGCUGCAACCAUCGGAAGCCUGCAGCAACCAGAACCAUCGGAGCAACUGAGACCAGAACCAAUGGAUCAACCGGAACCAGCGGAGUCCAGAACCCCUGAGACUGGAAGACCUUCAGCAUCUCUACAGGCCAGCAGAUGGACGCCUGGCCUCCUGGUUGGAUGGAUGAACAUCCGCACUCUGACUGAUCAGCUCAGCUGGCCUCAACCUCAAACAAUGACCAAUAAGAUGAACCAGCUGAUGGAGGCGGAGCUUGGCCAGGAGAUUGAAGGCCAGGUUCAGACCUGGGCUCAGUCUCUGGUCUACACUGUGGAGGAACUGGAGUGUAAGAUCUGCUACAACCGAUACAACACUCGGAGCCGGAAACCCAAGCUGCUGGGCUGCCUGCACCGGGUCUGCGCCAAGUGUCUCAAGAAGAUGGUGGACAUGGGAGACUCUUCACCGACCAUAGUGGUGGACUGUCCGUCACUCCGGACCAUGUUGGUUCCAUGUCUCCAGGUGUGGCUGAUGGAAGACGACCGGCACAUCAUGGCGGUUCUGUCCUGUCAGGACCGAGCCCAGCAGGAGGGAUCAGCAGUUAAAGAUGGCGGCGGUUCAGAGGUGGUGUUGAGUCCCACUGCUCUAAAGGCAGCAGCCGGAGGGAUGGACGCGUCCCUCCGGUCCUCGGACUGCCUGGUGAUCACCAUCAUGGAGCUGCCGGACGACUCCCCGUCCUCGGACUCGGUCAGCAUGAUCAAUGUGGUCGGUCUGUACCGGCCGCCCAGCCUGGACUCGCUGCCCUGCAGCUUUCCCUCGCAGAAGUGUCGCGCCUGGACGUCCCGCAGCUUUCCACGCUGCCUGCUGGGGGCGCUGUGUAUGGUCAGUGACACACAAAGCUAUACACAAAACAUUUUGAGGCAUAAACAGCUGGGGAUCUACCUGCUGAUGAUGGGCCAGCUGCUGCUGGGCGUGGUCCUCGUCAGCCUGGUGCCGUCCACGCUGCUGCUGCUCGUCCUCUACGGAUUCUGCCAGUGCAUCUGUCACGAGGUGAGGGAGGCGAUCGCUGCGCGCAGGCUGCCAUGACGACGACGAAGCCUGCUGCCAUGGCAACAAGGACACCGGAGCGGCGAAGCCACAGAACCUCCAGACCUGAACUCUCAGCUGAUUCCUGAUUGGCGGGGUGGUAAAGGCCCCUCCUCUUUUGAGCACCAGCAUCACUUUCUUGGCCAAAACAGAGACGGACCAGAAGUUUCAUCCUCACAGCCAGAGGACAGGCUGGAAACUUCUGUUAGCAUGUUGCUAAUGACAUGCUGUGUAACACUCUGUAUGUAAAUAUGUAAUUCUGUUCAUCAGUGAACCUUCUGACAGCCCAUCAGCCAGUAACCACCAGGAAUAUUCCCAGUUUAACAGAAUAAUUCAAAACAUUGGAAAAAUGCUAGCCUAGCCUAGCAUGCAGACUGGUGAAAAUGGAUGUUAAGCUAAUGUAGUGCAAACACAAGAAAUGUUGGUAAAUGACUGAGGUAGCAUAAAGACAGUAAAAACGGGAAAGCAUUAGCAUAGCUUAGCACAAGAAUAGUAAACAGAGAGAAUGUGUUUGUUGAAUUUAGCAAAAAGACUGAAAAGACAGAGAAAGAGUUAGCCUAGCUUAGCAUAAAUACUGGAAAUUAAGGUAAAGUAUUACCAUAGCUUAGCAUAAAAACUAGGAUUUAAGUGUUUUUCUAUCUUUACAAAAUGGCUGUAAUUGAAAGUGUUUCACCAGCUCAGUAUUAAAAUUGGAAGUGAAGUGAAAGUUCUAGCUUAGCUUAGCAAAUUGACAGGAAGGGAAAGUGUUAGCCUAGCUUUGCAUGAAAAGUGAAAAUUGUUAGCCAUGGACAAAGAUAAGAAACAAAGUUGGGUAAUUUCUGUUUUCUCCUAACAUGAUGCUAAAUUCAGUUCUGUGGUCUCUGCGCUACCGUUUCCAGUGUUUGUGCUAAGCUAAGCUAACUGUAUGGAAGAAAGAAGCCCUGCAGUUAAUUGGUGUAAUUUCUUGUCAAAGUGCCAACAUUUGACUUGAUCACUUAUCAAUCAUGUGUUAAUCGUGUGGCGAUUUGGAGCUCGUGUCACUUCCUGUCUGUGUCGCAUUCGGACUGUCACUAAUAAAUGUAACGGAGACAAAACCA